Messenger RNA from Zea mays, 888 nucleotides. Its product is annotated as receptor-like protein 3. The transcript has 2 exons. Bases 1 to 888 code for a protein of 295 amino acids. The record is from RefSeq and is a predicted model, not a curated record. Lineage: Eukaryota; Viridiplantae; Streptophyta; Magnoliopsida; Poales; Poaceae. Gene Ontology annotation, molecular function: protein binding.
AUGACCGAUUAUGUUCAAACAAUCAAUCGCCUGUGGAUCUGUACGCAAGAUGGUCUGGAGGAGGAAGAGAUAAUCUGGAGUUAUCUUGUCAUUUGCAAUGGAGAUAGAACUGUCAUAGACAUCUCACUGGCUGCUAUGGGCCUUGAGGGGCACAUAUCACCCUCACUUGGCAAUCUCAACGGCCUGUUGAAGCUCAACCUAUCUGGCAACUUGCUCUCCGGUGGACUCCCAUCGAAAUUGUUGCUCUCCAGCAGCAUUACUGUCCUCGAUGUCAGCUUCAACAAGCUCAGUGGAGAAUUCCAUGAGCUGCAAUCCACGCCUAACAGCACGAUGAAGGUAAUGAACAUCUCGAGUAACUUCCUCACAGGAUAUUUUCCAUCCACCACAUUGGAGGGCAUGAAGAAUCUGGCUGCUCUCAAUAUGAGCAAUAAUAGCUUUGCUGGGGAAAUUCCGAGCACAAUUUGUGUUGACAAACCAUUCUUUGUUGUCCUUGACCUUAGCUACAACCAGUUCAUUGGUAGAAUACCCUCAGAGCUUGGUAAUUGCUCUGGUUUGAAAGUGCUUAAGGCUGGCCAGAACCAACUCAAUGGGACCCUUCCAUCUGAGAUCUUCAACGUUACCUCACUAGAGCACCUCUCUUUCCCUAACAACCAUUUGCAAGGAACACUUGAUCCUGAGUGUAUAGGAAAACUCAGAAAUUUGGUCAUCCUUGAUCUUGGGUGGAAUGGACUAAAUGGCAAGAUCCCGAAUUCUAUUGGGCAGCUCAAGAGGCUGGAGGAGCUUCACUUAGACAAUAACAACAUGUCUGGAGAGCUGCCACCAGCCCUUAGCAGUUGCUCAAAUCUCACAACCAUCAUCCUUAAAGACAACAACUUCCAAGGAGUCUAA